UGUCAAAGCCGAGUCCAAACUCAGAAUAGAGCUCCGCCAUUUUCUUCUACUUGUUCGGACGCGUUCUUUUUAAGCUCUGGUUCGGUGAGAAAUACUCGUUGCAUAACUGUUCGCAAGACCCACUUUAUUGGUUAGUGUGUUUAGUUUUUCAUCCAUUCUCAAAUAUUGACGUGAUUGUGAAAAUGUCGUUGGUGAUAAUUCAUCUUUGUUGCUAGGUUUACGUUGUUUAACAUUGAAUCGUUGAUUGUUUGACAAGUCUUCAAUAUGAAACGCGUGUCCGACCGUGAUGCAUCGCCUUUCAGCAAACGCUCUCGUUCAAGCCUAGGCCAUUAUGAUGAAAGCUCUGAUGAUGAGAGAGGUGGAGCUCCUCCUCCAAGACGUAGGCGUUCACCCAGCCCCAGUCACCGAUCAAGAUACCCUCUGCCUCCCGAUCCACCAGUGAUGAGGGAACGAGAUGACUACCCACCACCAAGGUCUCGUCCACCACCCCCAUCGACUGGUUACAAGACUCUCCUUGUCAGCUCAAUCCAUCCCAAAGCCAGUGACGAAGUUGUCAAAGACUCGCUCUACAGAGAGUUCAAAAAGUAUGGUGAGGUUAGCAUCAAGUUGGUGCACGGUGCUGAACCAGAAGACCGUUUGGCCUAUGUUUCAUUCAGAAACCCUGAAGAUGCUCGUGAAGCCAGGCACAGCAAGCAGCGAAUCAUCUUGUAUGACAAACCAGCUGUGCUCGAACCUGUUUACGAACCCUCUACCGCGCGAAGCACCAGGGCGCGUUCACGAAGUUAUUCACCGUUGCCAUACCGAGGCGAAGAAGAGCGUUACAUUCGACCUCGUUCCCCAGAUGAUCGACACCGCAUGUACGACGAUCGUUACGAUUAUUCUCUGCGUGGAUAUGGUCCUCCACCUCCAACUGGCAUGUACAGAGACUAUCGUCCACCACCGUACGACUAUCCUCCCCGUGGACCGUCAUCUUACCGUGGUCACUCUUAUUACGGCGCUGGAGGACAUCCACCUGUCCCCCAUUAUGAAAGAAGUGAACGAGGUGGAGGUAGUCGAGGAGGUGGUGGUGGAGGCGGUGGAGCUGGCGGCGGCGGAGGUGGAGGUGGAGGAGGUCGCAAUGAAGAAGGAGGCGGUGGAAGAGGAGAUCGAAAUCACGACCGCUACGAGAACAAGAAAGAUCGUUUCCCAAAUUAUUUGCACCACAUCCCGCCAGAAGAGGAUCCAUUGGCUACUCGGACUCUUUUCGCCGGUAACCUGGAGAUCAACAUAACAGAGGAAGAGCUGCGUCGCAUCUUUGGCAAUUACGGCAUCGUCGAGGAUGUUGACAUCAAGAGACCGCCUCCAGGCACUGGCAACGCUUACGCCUUUGUUCGUUUCGAGAAUUUGGACCAGGCCAAUCGGUGUAAAGUCGAGCUUUCUGGCCAGUACAUUGGCAAAUUUCAAGUCAAGAUCGGUUACGGUAAAGCCACGCCCACUACACGCAUCUGGGUCGGAGGUUUGGGCUCGUGGACGUCGCUGGCACAAUUGGAGCGUGAAUUUGACCGUUUCGGCGCCAUUAAGAAGAUCGAAUACAACAAAGGAGACACGUCGGCUUACAUUUUGUACGAGACGAUUGAGGCAGCUCAAGCAGCCGUUCAGGACAUGCGAGGCUUUUGUCUGGGCGGCCCGGAUCGGAAACUGAAAACUGACUUUGUUGACACCAAUCCCCCGACAGCUCAUCCGCCAACUGCCAAGACUAAAGGAUCGUCUUCUUCCUACGAUGCUGCCACCGCUAGAAGUGGAGCUGGCGACGAUUAUGCCGGCGAAACCAACUGGAACAAUGGAGAUGAUCCCAAUUAUCGUGCGGGAUCCGGUCGGACGGGUCGAGGAAACCGAAGUGGCUACGAGAAGAGGCCUAGCGGAUAUCGAGGAUCAGGAGCCGAUGGUGACGAUUGGUCGGCAAACAGCAGCCGACGUCCUCCACCGGAUGAUUUUGACGCUGCCCGAGGAGGUUCCCGAUCGCCGUCGAAUGAAAGGCGAACCGACGACGGUGGAAGAUUCACUGGAUCCCGUACGCUGGCGGAAGUGGCUCGACGUUCUCCCAGCAAUUGGACGGGCGCCUUGGUACUCAAGAAUUCGUUUUUCCCCACGAAAUUACACGCGACAUCUGGCGAAGCGGCGAUCGCCGAUCUUUUGCUUCACGACGAGAAGAACCAGCCUCAUUUGCGAAUUACUCAGCGAUUGAGGUUGGAUCCGCCCAAACUGGAAGACGUUUCCCGUCGAGUUUCAGCUUCUGCGUCUCACGCCAUCUUCCUCGGCCUGCCCGGAUCGACAGGCGGAGCUUCCAGUCCCACUUCCGACGAGGCUGCAGGUGUCCAGAAUCGUCCGCUUCGCAAUCUCGUGACUUAUCUCAAGCAGAAAGAAGCGGCUGGUGUCAUCUCGCUGGCCAAUAAGAAUGCAGAUGUGACUGGCGUCCUUUACGCCUUCCCUCCUUGCCCAUUCGCUGCCGAUCUACUCCGACGAGCAGCUCCGUCUCUGUCUGACGAGACUCUAAAGGAUGAUCACUUGGUGAUAGUUGUAGUUAAAGGAGGAACUGCUUAAAACACAAAUCAAUCGACAACUGAUUUACUACCAUCUCUCAGACAAAGCCCGCGCACACCUUUAAUCUUCUACCAACCGCUACCAAGAUUUUUCACCAGCAUACGAACGACAUCUGGGUUUGGCCGUUUUGUUAUCCCUACAAACAAAACCAUAAAAUAAAACUUUACCAUUUUCUUGACCAUUAGAUGAGCUCUGUCAAUCCUGACCUUUCUUUACUUUUUUUCUUGCUUUAACGUUUUCUUUUCAGGUUCCCGAAGCAUCAGUUAAAUAAGACCAAUGUUUGCAUCGGUGAUUGUGUGUGUGUGUGAAUGUGUUGUGUGUUUGUGUCGUGCUUAGGUUUUUGCCUAAUACUACUAAACUAACCAGUUUGUUCAUUCAGUGAGACGAGGGGAAGAAAAG
Daphnia pulex (common water flea) is the source of this 2979-nucleotide messenger RNA. RefSeq names its product RNA-binding protein spenito-like (gene nito). Bases 265 to 2580 code for a protein of 771 amino acids. The transcript has 2 exons. Gene Ontology annotation, biological process: regulation of alternative mRNA splicing, via spliceosome. Gene Ontology annotation, cellular component: nucleus. The record is from RefSeq and is a predicted model, not a curated record. NCBI's taxonomy places the organism in Eukaryota, Metazoa, Arthropoda, Branchiopoda, Diplostraca, Daphniidae. Gene Ontology annotation, molecular function: mRNA binding.